This is a messenger RNA of Puntigrus tetrazona (Sumatra barb), 8198 nucleotides long. RefSeq names its product CDC42 binding protein kinase alpha (DMPK-like) b (gene cdc42bpab). Gene Ontology annotation, molecular function: protein serine/threonine kinase activity; ATP binding. The transcript has 41 exons. Gene Ontology annotation, biological process: actomyosin structure organization; peptidyl-threonine phosphorylation. Gene Ontology annotation, cellular component: actomyosin; cytoplasm; cytoskeleton. Bases 830 to 6232 code for a protein of 1800 amino acids. The record is from RefSeq and is a predicted model, not a curated record. Lineage: Eukaryota; Metazoa; Chordata; Actinopteri; Cypriniformes; Cyprinidae.
AAUAAUUGGGGGAUAAUUCGCACACUCUUCUCUAGCAUACACUACUCCGCUGUUUCCCUCCAGCAUAUCCCUCCAUUCCCUGCAGCAGAUGCCGAGACGGUCGCCAUGAUGAUGUCGGGUUUUGCCUGCAGCAGCAGCAGCGAGCUGUGAGAGACAGACACACACACACACACACACACGGGCGACCGGGAGCGGAGCAGCGGAGUCCUCCAACCGAAGCGGACGAGGACGCGUAUUUCCAGCCCUUCGCCGCAAAGCCGCUGUCGACAAGUGCAUAACAGUUUUCGAAAGCGAGUCUCGCUCCCUCCGCCGGCCUUUCGCAUUCACACGAAGAGAGGAAUUUAAAGGAAAAAACAGCUUGCUAAGGCUUUCGCAGUCCUGCCAGAGGAGGGGCAUACGGGGCUUUGUAGCAAUGCAGAUCCCGUGCUGCCGAUGCGCUUUUGUUACUGCAUAAUGGAUAACCACAGAUAUCACCGUAUCUCAGGGGAUUGCUUUAAACUUCUUUGGUGACUUGUUUUGUGAAAAGUGUCGUUCAAAGGAGAAGCCGAUAUACGCAAGCCCUAGGUUAUAUACGUCAAAUCCACCGGCCGGGGCAGGGUCGAUGGCUGUAAGUUCUCUACAUCUAAGGACUGUGCCUUCGUGAUGUUGUGGAUUGAUUUGGACGCAUCGGUGCGAGAGGGACCAUGAUUAGGCUGGACAAUAUUUUCUGAGCCGUUAAGUUUUUUUUUUUUCCUGGAGCGUUCACUCAACUGUGCCACUGGCCGGUCUCGUUUGCUACCGUGGGAGCAAAUACCGACCACACCGUGAGACAUCAGCAGCAGCCGAAACCAUGUCCGGAGAGGUGCGUUUGAAGAAGCUGGAGAAGCUGAUUCUAGACGGGCCGUCUCAGUCCAACGGCCAGUGCUUCAGCGUGGAGACCUUGUUGGAUAUUCUCGUCUGCCUGUAUGAUGAGUGCAACAAUUCUCCCCUCAGGAGAGAGAAAAACGUCCUGGAGUUCCUGGACUGGGCCAAACCUUUCACAUCCAAGGUGAAACAGAUGCGCUUGCGCAAGGAAGAUUUUGAGAUCCUGAAGGUGAUUGGACGGGGAGCGUUUGGAGAGGUUGCAGUAGUAAAGGUGAAAAAUACAGACAAAGUAUUUGCCAUGAAGAUUCUGAACAAAUGGGAAAUGCUCAAAAGGGCUGAGACGGCAUGUUUUCGGGAGGAACGGGAUGUGCUGGUGAACGGGGACAGUCAGUGGAUCACGACGUUACACUAUGCUUUCCAGGACGAGAACAACUUGUACCUGGUGAUGGACUACUAUGUAGGGGGAGAUCUGUUGACUCUGCUCAGUAAAUUUGAAGAUCGUUUGCCUGAAGACAUGGCCAAGUUCUAUCUGGCUGAAAUGGUCUUAGCUAUUGACUCUGUGCAUCAGCUACAUUAUGUUCACAGGGAUAUUAAGCCAGACAAUAUCCUGAUGGACAUGAACGGUCACAUUCGGCUGGCUGACUUCGGCUCCUGCCUCAAGCUCAUGGAAGAUGGGACUGUCCAGUCCUCUGUGGCAGUCGGGACCCCAGACUACAUCUCUCCAGAGAUCUUGCAGGCUAUGGAGGACGGGAAGGGGAAGUACGGGCCGGAGUGUGACUGGUGGUCUCUCGGUGUGUGCAUGUACGAGAUGCUGUAUGGAGAGACACCCUUUUAUGCUGAAUCACUGGUGGAGACCUAUGGAAAGAUCAUGAAUCAUAAGUCAUCUCAACCUAACAAUGAGGAGCGCUUCCAGUUCCCACUUCAGGUGACAGAUGUGUCUGAAGAGGCUAAAGAUCUCGUACGGCGGCUGAUCUGCAGCAGAGAACACCGGUUAGGCCAGAAUGGGAUCGAUGACUUCAAACAGCACCCGUUUUUCUCAGGCAUCGACUGGGAUAACAUCCGCAUUUGUGAAGCCCCCUACAUCCCUGAAGUCAGCAGCCCCACUGACACUUCCAACUUUGAUGUGGAUGAUGAUUGCCUCAAAAACUGUGAGACACUGCCCCCACCUUCACACACAGCAUUUUCUGGACACCACCUCCCAUUCGUAGGCUUCACCUACACAAGCAAAUGCACACUGUCAGAUCGAGGGUGUCUACGGGAGUCCAUUGGACCACCGCAGGUAGAUGCUGAUCUUCAGCGAAGCCUGGAGGAGAGCCUAGCCUCAGAGGCCUAUGAGAGAAGGAUUCGACGUCUAGAGCAGGAGAAGACCGAACUUACCCGUAAACUACAGGAGUCCACGCAAACAGUGCAGGCACUGCAGUACCCUGAUUCAGACGCCCCAGUGAAUGCCAAUAAAGAGGUAGAGAUCCGGAGUUUAAAGACUGAGAUCGACAUCCUGAAGAAACAGAUAGCAGACUCUGGUCAACUGGAACAGCAGUUGGAGGAGGCCAGCACAGUUCGAAGAGAUCUGGAAGACUCGUCUAAGGUCAUCAGAGGCUUAGAGAAACAUCUGAAGGGUGUCGUGCAAGAGAAAGAUGAUCUACACAAGGAGUUUCUGGAGUUGGCAGAGAAGGUGAAGGCUCAGGGAAAGGAGUUAAAGGAGGCUCACAGUCAAAAGAAGAUGGCCAUAGAGGAGUUCUCUGAGCUGAACGAGCAGCUGAGCGAUCUGCGCUCACAAAAGCAGCGGUUGAGCCGACAGUUCAGAGACAAAGAGGAGGAGAUGGAAGGAGUUUCGCAGAAACUAGAGGCUCUACGGCUAGAGAUUCGCAAAGCUGAGAGAAUGCGCAAAGAGUUGGAGGCCCAGGCCGAGGAACAAGCAGCAGAAGCUCAGAAAGAGAGGAAGCUACGAGAGAGAACUGAGCAGUACAGCAGACAGUUGGAGGAGGAGGUGGAAGUGAUGAAGCAAUUGAAACAAGCUGGACCUCCUCACGCAGCGGCAGGCUCAGACCAACAACAAGAGCUGAUGCGCAUACGGGCCGAGCUGGAGAAGAAGAACGUGCAGUACGAGGAGGAGUUAUGUCACAGAGAGACGCUCCACAGCAGCGAGCUGAAGGGCCUGAAGAAGGAGCUACGCGAUGCUGAGGGUCAACACCUCACUCUCCAGAAAGAGAUUCUCAUGCUCAAAGACAAACUGGAGAAAACACGCAGAGAAAGCCAAAUUGAACGAGAGGAGAUUGAGAUGGAGUGCAAGCAGAAGUACGAGAGGGAGAGAACCCAUCUGACAGAUGAAAACAAGAGGCUCGCGAGUGAAGUGGAGAACCUGCACUCUGUGUAUGAGCAGGUCAGCAGUAGUCACAGGCAGCUGGAAGAGGAGAUGAGAGAGUUGGCUGAUAAGAAGGAGAGCGUUGCCCAUUGGGAAGCCCAGAUCACAGAGAUCAUCCAGUGGGUGAGCGAUGAGAAAGAUGCUCGUGGUUACCUCCAAGCUCUAGCCACAAAAAUGACAGAGGAGCUUGAAGGGCUCAGGAACACCAGCUUGGGAGCCAGAGGAACGGACAUGCCGUGGAAGAUGAGGCGCUUUGCUAAGCUGGACAUGUCUGCGCGUCUGGAGCUGCAGUCUGCGCUGGAUGCCGAGAUCAGAGCCAAACAAUCCAUCCAGGAUGAGCUUAACAAAGUCAAAGCAUCCAACAUUGCAACAGAAUGCAAAUUGCAAGAUUCCGAAAGUAGAAACCAGGAGCUGCUUGCAGAAAUUGAGAGGCUGAGGAAGGAGACAGAGGAGCUGAGGCUGAGGAGAGGAGUGAAACAUCAGGAUUCCCAGAAUUCUUUCUUGGCAUUCCUCAAUGCACCCACUUCUGCUCUGGACCAGUUUGAUCGAUCUCCCUCUUUUGGUCCUGGAAGCAAAACCAGACGUCUUGACUCGGCAGAUUUUACUCCCUCCAACACUCCGUCACGAGAUGAAGACUCAAGAUCCCGUCGUAUAUCACGCUCACGCUCUCCAUCCACCGCCAGUGACAUGGAGCCUAUUGAGUUGAUUGACCACACGUCACGUAGUCUUCAGACUCCAACAGGCAGAUCAGGCUAUGGGAGCUUGGGACACUCAUCACCUAAGCCCAAGGCACACCAGUUUAGUGUGAAAACCUUCACCAUUCCCACCAAAUGCGCCCAGUGUACCUCUCUGAUGGUGGGACUUAUCCGCCAGGGCUGCACCUGUGAAGCCUGCAGCUUCUCUUGUCACGUCACUUGUGCUGAUAAAGCACCCUCUGUGUGCCCUGUCGCACCUGACCAAACCAAGGGCAAACUGGGAAUUGACACUCAGAAGGGCAUUGGGACUGCAUACGAGGGCCAUCUUAGAAUACCAAAGCCCACAGGAGUGAAAAAGGGUUGGCAGAGGGUCUGGGCAGUGGUAUGUGACUUCAAACUUUUCCUGUAUGAGCUUGGAGAAGGAAAAGGCGCCCAGCCUGGUGUUAUAGUUAACCAGGUCAUUGACAUGAGGGAUGAAGAGUUUUCCGCCAGCUCUGUUCUGGAGUCUGAUGUUAUCCAUGCCAACAAGAAGGAUAUUCCUUGUAUUUUUAGGGUAACAGCAUCUCAGCUGUCCGCCUCCUCCAGUCAGAAGACAUGCAUCCUGAUCCUUGCCGACAACGAGCAAGAGCGGACGAAGUGGGUGUGCGCUCUAAAUGAACUGCACCGCAUCAUGAGGAGAAACAAGCUGAAGGAGCGCUUUGUGUAUGUGCCUAAAGAAGCGUACGACAGCACCCUUCCUCUCAUUAAAACCACCCAGACUGCUGCUAUUAUAGACCAUGAACGGGUUGCUUUGGGGAAUGAGGAAGGCCUGUUUGUAAUCCACAUCACCAAAGACGAAAUUGUUCGAGUGGGUGACAUUAAGAAAGUGCAUCAUGUAGAACUGAUGCCCUCGGAGCACCUCAUGGCCGUCAUCUCAGGCAGGAACCGACAAGUGUGUCUGGUCCCCAUGGCUGGGCUCGAUGGGAGGGAGAUUGACAAGAAUAAGGUGGCAGAUACUAAAAACUGCCAGGCACUGGUGUCUGGGGUUGUACGCAAUAGCACCUGCUUCUGCCUAGCCAUUAAACGGCAGAUCUCCUGCUACGAAAUUAACAAGAGCAAGUCUCGCUACUGCCAUCUGAUGGACAUACAAGCUCCAGGAAUUGUCCAGUGGAUGGCGCUCCUCGGUCAGCAGUUGUGUGUAGGCUACCAAGCGGGCUUCAUGCGAUACAGUGUGCAUGGAGAUGCCCCUCCAAUCAGCUUGCUUCACCCAGAUGACCCCACGUUGGCGUUUAUUAGGGCAGACAACUUGGAUGCCGUUUGUGCAGUGGAAAUCUCCAAUAAAGAGCUGCUGCUCUGCUUCAACAAAAUUGCAGUGUAUGUGGACACACAUGGCAGACGGUCUCGCCAGCAGGAGCUGAUGUGGCCCGCGAUGCCCACCGCCUGCUGCUACAACGCCCCCUACCUGUCAGUCUACAGUGAGAAUGCAGUGGAUGUGUUUGAUGUGAACACCAUGGAAUGGAUUCAGACCAUUCCUCUCAAAAAGGUCCGGCCAUUGAACAUGGAUGGCUCUUUGAAUCUCCUGGGCCUAGAGACGGUUAGACUCAUCUACUUCAGAAACAAGACUGCAGAGGGGGACGAACUGGUGGUGCCUGAGGUGUGUGAUAACAGCAGGAAGCAGAUGGUACGCAGCAUGAGCAACAAGAGACGAUUCUCAUUCCGUAUUCCUGAGGAGGAGAGACUGCAGCAGAGGAGAGACAUGCUGAAAGAUCCAGAGAAAAGGAACAAGUUGAUCUCAAAUCCUAUGAAUUUUAACCAUGUGGCUCAUAUGGGUCCUGGCGAUGGAAUGCAGAUCCUCAGAGAUCUACCAAUGAAUGUGCGUGCUCAGGACAAUCGAGCCGGCUUCAGCGGUUCCGUCAGCAUCCCCUCAAUCACCAAAAACCGAGCUGAACCUGGGCGAUCCAUGAGCGCAAGCAGCGGCCUGGGAAUGCGGUCCUCGUCUCAGAACGGCAGCGCUUUGAGGAGAGAGCUUUCGAGCGGCAGCUACAGCUCUAAACGCCAGACCAUGACGUCGCCCUCCGAGAGCUCGCUGUCGUCGGGAGGGGGGAUGGACUUGGGCGAAGCGCCGCUCUCUCAGUUCGAUAGAGAGUGGCAGGCAGUAUCGCCCUCGGAGAAGACCCCUGAUCUGAAAAGGGCUUUAAGGACCCUGCUUAGUAAAAUGAAGGACUCCGAUUCGCCGCGGCACUCCACUGCCUCCAACAGCUCCACCUUCAGCAGCCCGCCGAGCCCCGCCUCCCCGCACAAGACAAAGUCCCUCUCGCUGGAGAGCACAGACCGCACGGCGUGGGACACAUGAUGGACUCAGCAAUGAGCCAAUCACAACAAACUCUUGAGUCUGCCCCUCCCAUAGAGUCGCACCCAGGCACUACAGGCCCCUCCCACUUAAUUUGCAUAAAGGAUCACCACUGCGGGAACAUACAAAGGACAACCCACACCGACACGAGCGUUUGUAUGUCUGAGCGACCAGGACACGCGGAAGCCGAUUGGACGAAAAAGGGGGACGUUUUAAUGUGACUGGUGUUUGUACAUAGACCGGGUUAGGGGUCAACUUUUAUUUAUUUAUCAUUCAGCCAUUUCAAGGUGGAAAAUACUGUCACGUCCCUCACACUGUUCUUCAGCUGUGAACCGUACGGGAAGGAUGAUUCCAUUCUAGAAUCCCACAAAAAAAAAUGCAAUGAUGUAUAUUUUUUAUUUGCUUUUAAAAGUGACGUGUGCAGUGAUUCGUUUGUUACUUCAGCUAAAUGGAUGAGAGACCGCAGAUAUCGGGCGACCUCGUCUAUCGCUUCCUGUCCUAGAUUUGUAGGAAUUUAUAGAGGCUUUCUGACAAGACGACAUCUUGGAAAUCUGUUACCGUAAUUAUCGCCAGUCUCCGUGUAAUCCGAACCUUCCGUGAGCCAACAUGACCUGUGAAAACGCAUCACAGUAAUGUACAUAGGUUAAAAGUAUAGUAUAAUAUAUAAUAAGGAAAUAUUGAAGAGAUAAACUAUGUGGAAAAAGAAAAUCUCGUUGCUUUUAUUUUUUAAAAAUUAUUUUAAUAUACUCUCGCCAAGACCAUUUAAAAAGCUUUAGUUGCAUCGGUUAUUUUAGACUUUUAUUUUUGGUUUAUGAGACGAUAUUGCCUUGUGUAUUUAAAUUUUUUGUUUCUAAAUGACAGGAAUUUGAAGAUUUUUUUUUGAGACACAGCUGUUUUGCUUCAAACGUGCUUUAAUUAUAAAACCCGCGUCUCCGUUUUGCUUUAUUGAAUGACAGUACAUGCAUUGACCGAAACUGUACAAAUAUCAGCAAGGUUGCAUACAAAUAUCAUAUUUCUGCAAUCUAGAAGCUAUUAAGUCCAUAUUGUGGAACUGGUCCAACAUGUAAUCUGAGAUUUGCUUGGUUUUGUUCCUGGAUGGGUUCGUCUAAUGUUACACUAUGGGAAAUACUUACCGCACUUUGCUUCACCCACAUAGUUUGGCUCUUUCUACUUUGGAAAAAAUGUCUUUUCAGAAAACUUUUUUCAUGGAUAAUUUAGUAAUUUUAUCCCGUUAAGUGUUAAAACAUUCACCACUGCUAUUAAAUGUAAGGUUAAACUUUACCAUUAAAAACUAUUGCAAAAAUCUGCUCCCACAAUGCCAGGAUGUAUUUGUCAUUAUGCGGUUGUCAGCCUGCGUUUCUUUCCUUCUCCGAGGAAAAAGAAAUGUUCAAAACUUCUCAGAAGUCACUCGUUUAAUAAGCGACACAAGCUUCACUUUGUUCCUUAUUCAGUUAGCCGUUGAUUGAAUCAGUUGCACUCCUAGGCUUCACGAAUUGGUUUGUGCACCAUAUUCUGUUCCUUCCAUAAAGUGGGAAACUCUGGCAAUUUGAUUAUUUUUGUUAAACGUUUUUUAUAAUUAAUUGGCUCUCGAUUUUGUAGCAUCAUUCCAUCUGUAGAAAGCACAUUAGAGACUAGUAAAAUUGAAAUGUCUUUGCAUUUCACCAACCUCUCAGACAUUACAUUUAUGUGCUCAGUCUCAUCUCACUUCAUUCGUUCUUUGGGAUAAUGCUUUGUAAUCAUUUGUACAGUUUUGCAUGUCAUAAUUGAUAAUUCCAUUUGUUCCUCGGUUGUGUUUUGUCUCUCACUCACUUGACAAAGGUGGAUAUCACUUCAAGCAAUGAGGAAUCGUUUUGCACAGAUGUAUCAAUCAAAGACUGGGUAAACUGGCCACUAUGCAUAUAUGGAGACGUUGCUAUAUUAACCUGACGCUGAUGUAAUUCAAUAAAUGGAGGGAAAUGACACACACGGA